UAAAUAUUUCUUAUUACUUAAAUUAACUUUGUUCUUAUAAUUUGAAUUGUUAAAAAAGAAACAUUCUGAAAGGAGAUUGUAAUUCUUUGUACCAUACGCUUUUGUUAAACAUUAGAUGUUACAGAUAUUUAAAAAAUUGCAUAUUCACAGUUAGUUCAAAAUGGGCUCUGAGCAGUCGAUGCCCCCUAAGAAUCAGCCACAAAGGGCACCUCCUGUUAGACGAGGACACACGAUAGCUGGUACAAAUGUGCCAGAUUUUCAUAGAGGUGGUGAUGCAACAACCAGUGGUAACAACUCUCCUGGGGCCAGCAUAUGUUCAGACUCUGAGUUACCAUAUAUAUCAUACACUGUUGAUCGUCCUAUUGGAGAUUCACCAAAACAUACAUCAAAGAACCAGCGUAUGGCAGAGAAUAAGAAGUCUCUUCUGCAGAGGCGUCAGAUGAGCCUCCAAGCGCGGAAAAGCAAACGAGCACGGGAUAUUGUUGUUGUUAAAGCCGCAUCUGAUACACAGUUGGACGAAGAUAUACAACGAUUGCAGGAAAUCCCAACAUUUCUCCCUAUUAUGAGGGGUACUCUUGGUUUGCCCGGUGCUCGUGAUCCUGAAGUGAUAGCUGGACUAGAUUAUAGACCGUGGGUUCGUAUGACGACCCGUCUGCAAGCGCAUCUGUCUGCCUGCGCUCAGCCCAUAGCAGCAGAUGAAGUCGCCCUCGCCACUAAAGUUAAAGAGGUCGACGCGGAGAUCUCCCGUCUCUAUUCUUUAUUAGUAGAGAGACAGAGAGCGAACGCGCGGCACGCAGAGCGCCUGUCACGGGUACGGGAGGUCGCCCACCAUUUAUCUAGAUGCAGGUCUUUGGUCAAUCAGUCUUUGCAAGAUAUUGAAGAGUUGAAUCUUUUACUACCAGAGAAUAAAAGAUUGGAACCAUUCGUAUGGAACGAAGAAAAAAUAGAAAAUAGCACAUAAUUAUGAUAGUAUAUAGCAAAGUUAUUUAAAUAAAUAUAAGCAAAUAAUCAUGAGAAUUUUAUGCUGUUUUAAAGUCGCUUACAUCCCGCAAGUCGGGAAGAUCUCAUCUCGUUGUUUAA
Molecule: messenger RNA, 1080 nt
Organism: Papilio xuthus (Asian swallowtail)
Lineage: Eukaryota; Metazoa; Arthropoda; Insecta; Lepidoptera; Papilionidae
Gene: BORCS5
Product: BLOC-1 related complex subunit 5
Exons: 8
Coding region: 161-961 (266 amino acids)
Biological process (GO): organelle transport along microtubule; positive regulation of anterograde synaptic vesicle transport; lysosome localization
Cellular component (GO): cytoplasmic side of lysosomal membrane; synaptic vesicle membrane; BORC complex
Source: RefSeq, a predicted model, not a curated record